Molecule: messenger RNA, 1909 nt
Organism: Oncorhynchus keta (chum salmon)
Lineage: Eukaryota; Metazoa; Chordata; Actinopteri; Salmoniformes; Salmonidae
Product: elongation of very long chain fatty acids protein 1-like
Exons: 9
Coding region: 418-1377 (319 amino acids)
Biological process (GO): fatty acid elongation, monounsaturated fatty acid; very long-chain fatty acid biosynthetic process; fatty acid elongation, polyunsaturated fatty acid
Cellular component (GO): endoplasmic reticulum membrane; endoplasmic reticulum
Molecular function (GO): fatty acid elongase activity
Source: RefSeq, a predicted model, not a curated record
CAACAGUACCAGUCACACUUUGUCAGUUUGCUCUCUCUCUCUCUCUAACUCACACCCUCUCCCUCCUCUCUUUCUCUUUGUCCCUCCCUCUCUCUCCAUAUCUCUCCCCCGACUGCUGUCCUGGCCCUUCUCUCCAUCAGGACAGGGAGAGCUAGCAAGCUGUCCUCUGCGGUGAACAGGACUUGGCUUCCACACUGGCAUCCAUUUGCCCGCUCUGAGGAGAACAGGAAGUUAACCACAGCAACGACGAGUCACUGAGAAUAGAGUCCGGCCAAGGUUUCCAGACGGCUUAUCAUCACAUGACAGGUCGAGGUUGAUAGCUUCGUGGAAGUAUCUCCUCCAUCCAUUCUGGAGCAGGCAGUCUCUAAAUACCAACAAGGGGUGAUUGGGUGAUACCACAGGGGGAAGCUAGUCAAAAUGCUUCAGGACAUUGGUGCUAGAGCCAUGGAGGUCUACGAGUUCCUCUUGAAGGGAACAGACCCGCGAUUGUGGGGCUACCCACUCAUGCAGAGUCCGGUGAACAUGACGGCCAUCUUGCUGACCUACAUCUUCUUCGUGCUGGUCGCUGGGCCUCGCUUCAUGGCCAACCGCAAGCCCUUCCAGCUCAAGGAGGCCAUGAUCGCCUACAACUUUACCAUGGUGGCGAUGUCAACCUUUAUUGUCUAUGAGUUCUUGAUGUCUGGCUGGGCCACAACAUACACAUGGAGAUGUGACGCAAUUGAUUACUCAGACAGCCCCCAAGGCCUUAGAAUGGUUCGAGUGGCCUGGUUGUUCUUGUUCUCCAAAUUCAUUGAGCUCUUGGACACGGUGUUCUUCGUUCUGAGGAAGAAACAUGGCCAGAUCACCUUCCUGCAUGUCUUCCACCACUCCUUCAUGCCCUGGACCUGGUGGUGGGGCGUCAGCUUCGCUCCCGGGGGAAUGGGCUCUUUCCAUGCCAUGGUGAAUUCCAUCGUCCACAUCAUCAUGUAUUCUUACUACGGCCUGUCUGCGGCUGGACCACAAUUCCAAAAGUUCCUCUGGUGGAAGAAGUACAUGACCGCCAUCCAGCUGGUUCAGUUUGUGAUGGUGUCCCUUCACGCCACCCAGUAUUACUUCAUGAAUAGCUGUGACUACCAGGUCCCCCUGUUCAUCCACCUCAUCUGGAUGUAUGGCACUUUCUUCUUUGUGCUCUUCUCCAACUUCUGGUACCAGGCUUACGUAAAGGGCAAGAGGUUGCCCAAGCAGGAUACCAAGCCCAGCCUCAAUGGCAAGGCCAACGGGACCACCUUGGUCGCCAAUGGCAAAUACCAUGAGAACAGUACCAGCAAUGGCACCAGCAACAGUUCCAGUCACCACAAAAAUGGCAGUGCCCAUGCGGACAAGAUGAAGAAGUCCUAGGAUCUUUGGAAAAGAACAUCCAAGACGCAUGAAUAUGAGAUCCCCCGCACAAACGACCAUGGAUUCCAAAGAAUGUUUUGGUUAUGUUUAUUUUCUGAUCGUUAAGUUUUAUUCCGCACCUGGGGAAAUGACGUGGUCAAUGAUUUCCUCAGUUGGGGUCCCACAUUAACAGUUUUUAAAUUUAAACUGGGAAACUAACUAUGGAACACAAUGUAUGAAGAGAAGACAUGUUAUUAUGGCCUAAUGUUAUCUUCACUGAUGUUGCCAAUGAAGACAGUUCCCAUGAAAGGUUACACACUGUAUGUACAUGUGCGCACAAACACUCCUACACCCACUCACCUGUCGCCACACGAUCAUGUCCCUCUGACCCCUUGUGGACAGAUUACACUGUACAGUUUCUAUCAUCAAACUUGAACACACCUUUGUAAAUAGUUUUACUGUCAAAAACAACUAAUGAUGGUAUGCUUUAGAAUUUUGUUACUUUAUCUAUGUUAAAUGAAAUACCAAUAAAUGACAUUUUAAGUAACUGGUA